Molecule: messenger RNA, 1011 nt
Organism: Fraxinus pennsylvanica
Lineage: Eukaryota; Viridiplantae; Streptophyta; Magnoliopsida; Lamiales; Oleaceae
Source: the annotation of a GenBank genome assembly
AUGAAAGGUUUCCAUGAUUUUCCUCGUGAUUUGAUCAUCGAAAUACUCUCAAGACUUCCUGCUAAGGUUCUCUGCAAGUUCAAGUGCGUCUCAAAACGAUGGAAAUAUAUUUCGGAUGCAAAUAGGGAAAUGAAUAGAAGCAAAGUCACUAUUCAAUUGACCUCUAUAGACAUGGAGGGAAAUGUAACAGAUGAAUUCAGGGAAGUACUUGAUGGACACGUUCACACUUUCAUUUAUUGCUAUCCAUUCAGUAUUAUAUGCUGCAUGUACUCUAUUUAUGUUUGCAAUCCUAGUAUUCGUCAAGUUGUUCGUGUCCCCUAUCCUUCUAAUGCUCGUCUAUAUAACGUAGGAUUUGGACACCUUCCUAAGUCGAACGAGUACAAAAUCUUGCAUUUGUUGUACCAUUCCUUCGUUGGAGACGGAAAAAUUGGGUGUGAAAUCUUUAGUUUUAAACAUGGUGAGGGAGUUGACUCUGGCUCUUGGAGAACACUAGGAGAUUAUCCUUGUAGGGCCUGGAUUGAUGGUCACCCGCUCUGUGUGAAUAAAUCUAUUUACUGGGGACUGGUAGCUACUUCUUGGAAUGACAAGUCUAUUCUCUCGUUCGACUUGGAGAACGAAGAAUUUAGCGUUAUUUCCUAUCCCGUAUGCGAUUCCGAAAAGUACAGCAGCUUGGUAUAUACAAGGGUUAUGGGGUGUUUAUGUCUUGUGGGGUGUUCAGCACGAACAUCAACCUUGGAUAUAUGGUUGCUGAAGGAUGUAAAGAAGAAGAGUUGGGUAAUGGAAUAUAGUAUUAGUCUCUUUCCCUCUAGUGUCAAGUUUUUGGGUCCUUGUGAUAAUCAAUGUGAAGAAAUAUUGAUCCAUGUGGAGCAAAGAGGGCUCAUUUGUUAUAAUGUCAAGAGUCAAACUUACAGAGGGAUUGAAUACAGCAGAGCCAUGGAAAAUUUCAACAAGCCAUAUCUUUACUAUGAUAGCCUUAUUCCUCUACGCUCUGGGACACGUCGAUUUGAAUAG